Python bivittatus (Burmese python) is the source of this 3896-nucleotide messenger RNA. RefSeq names its product cullin associated and neddylation dissociated 1 (gene CAND1). Lineage: Eukaryota; Metazoa; Chordata; Lepidosauria; Squamata; Pythonidae. The record is from RefSeq and is a predicted model, not a curated record. Gene Ontology annotation, biological process: SCF complex assembly.
CGCCGGCCGGCCGCCGCCACUCUCUCUUGCCAGGCAGAGCCCUAACUCCCCCCUUUUCACCUUCUCUUUCCCCCGCACACAGCACUGGGCGACGUGGAGCCGGCCAAACGCUUCCCUCACCGGGACCAUCAUCAUGGCGAGUGCCUCGUACCACAUCUCCAACCUGCUGGAGAAAAUGACGUCGAGUGACAAGGACUUCAGGUUUAUGGCAACAAAUGACUUGAUGACUGAACUACAAAAAGAUUCUAUCAAGUUAGAUGAUGAUAGUGAAAGGAAGGUUGUGAAAAUGAUUUUGAAGUUGCUGGAAGAUAAAAACGGCGAAGUGCAAAAUUUAGCAGUCAAAUGUCUUGGGCCCCUGGUGAGUAAAGUGAAAGAAUACCAAGUAGAGACAAUUGUUGAUACCCUCUGUACUAACAUGCUUUCUGACAAAGAACAGCUACGUGAUAUUUCAAGCAUUGGCCUAAAAACAGUUAUUGGAGAACUUCCUCCUGCAUCCAGUGGUUCUGCAUUAGCAGCUAAUGUUUGUAAAAAAAUUACUGGGCGACUUACUAGUGCUAUUGCAAAACAAGAGGACGUGUCUGUUCAGUUAGAGGCCUUGGACAUCAUGGCUGACAUGCUGAGCAGGCAAGGAGGACUGCUUGUUAACUUCCAUCCUUCUAUUCUGACCUGUCUGCUUCCUCAGCUAACUAGUCCAAGGCUUGCUGUGAGAAAAAGAACCAUCAUUGCUCUUGGUCAUCUUGUUAUGAGCUGUGGCAACAUAGUGUUUGUUGACCUUAUUGAGCACCUCUUGACCGAGCUUUCAAAAAAUGAUUCCAUGUCAACAACAAGAACCUAUAUACAAUGUAUUGCUGCCAUCAGUAGGCAAGCAGGUCAUAGGAUAGGUGAAUAUCUUGAGAAAAUUAUCCCUUUAGUAGUAAAAUUUUGUAACAUAGAUGAUGAUGAACUUCGAGAAUAUUGCAUUCAAGCAUUUGAAUCUUUUGUUAGGAGAUGCCCUAAAGAAGUUUAUCCUCAUGUAACCACCAUUAUAAACAUUUGUCUUAAGUAUCUUACUUACGAUCCCAAUUACAAUUAUGAUGAUGAAGAUGAAGAUGAGAAUGCUAUGGAUGCUGAUGGUGGAGAUGAUGAUGAUCAAGGGAGUGAUGAUGAAUAUAGUGAUGAUGAUGACAUGAGCUGGAAAGUUAGACGUGCAGCUGCAAAAUGCUUGGAUGCUGUAGUCAGUACAAGGCAUGAAAUGCUGCCAGAAUUCUAUAAGACAGUGUCCCCUGCUUUAAUUGCAAGAUUCAAAGAACGGGAGGAGAAUGUAAAAGCAGAUGUUUUCCAUGCAUACCUUUCCCUUCUAAAACAAACUCGCCCUGUGCAGAGUUGGCUUUGUGAUCCUGAUGCAAUGGAGCAAGGAGAAACACCUUUAACAAUGCUUCAGAGUCAGGUUCCCAACAUUGUUAAAGCUUUGCACAAACAGAUGAAGGAAAAAAGUGUGAAGACUCGUCAGUGCUGUUUUAACAUGCUAACUGAAUUAGUCAAUGUGUUACCUGGUGCUCUCACACAACAUAUUCCUGUACUUGUUCCAGGCAUAAUUUUUUCACUGAAUGACAAAUCAAGUUCUUCUAAUCUGAAGAUAGAUGCUUUAUCGUGUUUGUAUGUGAUCCUCUGUAAUCACACUCCCCAAGUUUUUCAUCCGCAUGUUCAAGCAUUGGUGCCUCCUGUAGUAGCAUGUGUUGGAGAUCCAUUUUAUAAAAUAACAUCUGAGGCGCUUCUAGUUACCCAACAGCUUGUUAAAGUCAUACGCCCUCUGGAUCAGCCUUCUUCUUUUGAUGCCAGUCCUUAUAUCAAAGAUUUGUUUACUUGUACAAUCAAGAGACUGAAAGCUGCUGACAUUGAUCAAGAAGUAAAAGAGAGAGCAAUCUCCUGUAUGGGCCAAAUCAUUUGCAGUCUUGGAGACAAUCUUGGUUCUGAUCUACCUAAUACUCUUCAGAUAUUUCUAGAGAGACUAAAAAAUGAGAUAACUCGGCUAACCACUGUGAAGGCUUUGACUCUGAUAGCUGGUUCUCCUCUGAAGAUAGAUCUAAGGCCAGUUCUAGGAGAAGGUGUUCCUAUUCUUGCUUCUUUCCUCAGAAAGAACCAGCGUGCUUUGAAACUUGGAACUCUGUCUGCUUUAGAUAUAUUAAUAAAAAACUACAGUGAUAGCUUGACAGCUGCUAUGAUUGAUGCUGUCCUAGAUGAGCUUCCACCUCUUAUUAGUGAGAGUGAUAUGCACGUGUCACAAAUGGCCAUCAGUUUUCUGACCACUCUGGCUAAAGUUUAUCCUUCCUCACUCUCAAAAAUCAGUGGUUCCAUAUUGAAUGAACUUAUUGGGUUGGUAAGGUCACCAUUAUUGCAAGGUGGGGCACUUAGUGCCAUGCUAGAAUUUUUCCAAGCUCUGGUUGUGACUGGAACAAGCAACUUGGGAUAUAUGGAUUUAUUGCGCAUGUUAACAGGUCCAGUGUACUCUCAAAGUACAGCACUUACUCACAAGCAGUCUUAUUAUUCAAUUGCCAAAUGUGUAGCUGCCCUAACACGAGCAUGUCCUAAAGAGGGACCAGCAGUUGUGGGUCAGUUUAUUCAGGAUGUCAAGAACUCAAGAUCUACGGAUUCCAUUCGUCUCUUAGCUUUGCUUUCUCUUGGGGAAGUUGGACAUCAUAUUGAUUUAAGUGGACAAAUAGAGCUAAAAUCUGUAAUUUUAGAAGCAUUUUCCUCUCCUAGUGAAGAAGUGAAGUCUGCAGCUUCAUAUGCAUUGGGAAGUAUCAGUGUCGGCAAUCUUCCGGAAUAUCUCCCAUUUGUCUUGCAAGAAAUAACUAGUCAGCCUAAAAGACAAUACCUUCUGCUUCAUUCCUUAAAGGAAAUAAUUAGCUCUGCCACAGUGCAAGGUCUCAAACCAUAUGUGGAGAGCAUCUGGUCUUUGCUACUCAAACACUGUGAGUGUGCAGAAGAGGGCACCAGGAAUGUUGUUGCUGAAUGCUUGGGGAAACUUACUUUAAUAGAUCCAGAAACUCUGCUUCCACGCCUCAAAGGAUACUUGGCCUCAGGGUCAUCAUAUGCUCGGAGUUCGGUGGUCACUGCUGUGAAGUUCACUAUCUCUGAUCACCCACAGCCCAUAGACCCACUAUUAAAGAAUUGUAUAGGUGAUUUUCUAAAAACAUUGGAAGAUCCAGAUCUUAAUGUGAGACGAGUAGCUCUGGUAACAUUUAAUUCAGCAGCACACAAUAAACCAUCAUUAAUAAGGGACCUUUUAGACACUGUGCUUCCACAUCUUUAUAAUGAAACAAAAGUGAGAAAGGAACUAAUAAGAGAGGUUGAAAUGGGGCCAUUUAAGCAUACAGUUGAUGAUGGUCUUGAUAUUAGAAAGGCAGCUUUUGAGUGUAUGUAUACUCUGCUAGAUAGCUGUCUGGAUAGACUAGACAUCUUUGAAUUCCUAAACCAUGUUGAGGAUGGUUUGAAAGAUCACUACGAUAUUAAGAUGUUAACAUUUUUAAUGCUGGUGAGACUAUCUACUUUGUGUCCAAGUGCAGUACUGCAGAGGCUUGAUAGACUGGUUGAACCCUUACGUGCUACAUGCACAACCAAGGUAAAAGCAAACUCUGUGAAGCAAGAGUUUGAGAAGCAAGAUGAACUGAAGCGAUCUGCUAUGAGGGCAGUAGCAGCAUUGUUAACUAUUCCAGAAGCAGAAAAGAGUCCACUAAUGAGUGAAUUUCAGUCACAGAUAAGCUCUAAUCCUGAGCUUGCAGCCAUCUUCGAAAGCAUCCAGAAAGAUUCAUCGUCCACUAAUUUGGAAUCAAUGGACACUAGUUAGAUAUUCAUUCAAACAGGGACCAUUAAUUUGAACCAUACAAUGCACUGAAUUUACAAGUUAAAAAAAAAAA